Molecule: messenger RNA, 234 nt
Organism: Parascedosporium putredinis
Lineage: Eukaryota; Fungi; Ascomycota; Sordariomycetes; Microascales; Microascaceae
Source: the annotation of a GenBank genome assembly
AUGUCAGCCUCCGCCGUUCUCUCUAACCUACCUCGCGAUGCAACUUCGGCUCUCGCCACUGUCGGCCAGUUCGCCCAGGACAAAGUUUUGGUACGGUUCAAGCCCAUCGGGUCCGCCCCCAGCCUUAGUCGCGAGGUGUGCAAGAUUAGCUCCGCGCAAAAGUUUGAGGCUAUCGUUGCCUACCUCCGCCGCGUGCUCAAGGUUCAAAGCACGGAUAGCGUUUUCUCUACGUAA